CCGCUGCUUCCUUCUCGAUACCUCGCCUCGAGAAGCUGUCCAGCUGUGCGUUCGCAAGCGUAGUGUUGCUGACGAGCGCGCGCUCCUGUUCACUCGUGCUCGCGGGCGGAAACGCUCUUCUCGACCUGGCGACAUGUCCUGGAUACUACCGUGAUCGGAAUCGUGCCUCUCAUCCGCCAUGUCUCCUCCGACGCCGGAUGGGCGAUUGCCAACUGAUCGGACGUUGAACGAUGACGACGAACGCGUAUCGCGACCAAUCCGCCCUCUGGGCACUGCUCGUCACCCGGCUCGCUCGACAACGCCAACGCCCUCAAAUCCACAUGGGACUCCUCCGCCCACUCCUCUAUACCCUCGUGGAUCUACCGGACCCGACCAUGCGCCUACUAAACCUGCCUUCCGAUCCGUACGCGAAAUGGCGCUCGCGGCGAUCGGACCUCCGUUGGAUCCGGCAUCGCUGCGUUCUCGCCUUGCUGCCUACCGACCAUGGUAUCCUUUCCCUUUGGAUGACUUGGGGACCCCCAACCAUCUGCCGCUAGCUCCAUCUGGUGCUGUCGCCGCCAUCCCGGCAAAUUUCGAUCGGCUGGACGUCCGGCGUAUCUCGAACACGUCGACUUCUUCGACUGACACUGCCGCAUCAUCGACAUCUGCCCGGCUAUCUGACGCUGCGAUUUCUCCUCCCACUGAAGUCUCACCCUUGCCCUUGCCGCUCCCCCUUUCUCGGCUUGCAUCUUGGUCUGCCACCUCCGACAGCGCGCGGCGUUCUUUCAGUGCAGAGCCUGAAGAACUGACAUCUCGCGCCACGCGCCUUCCCCCCCGCGGAGCGUCUGGUCUGGGAAUCAUGACCCUAGCACAGGCGGAUCAGCACCCCGUUGCUGGGCCUUCGCGCUCGCACGAGUCUGAGCAUGCGCUGGAGCAUGAACGGAACAGUCUAGGAAGCAGCAGUGGUCACGAGGAGGAGAAGGAGCGGGCUCAUUUCCAGAACGUGCUCCGCGCCUUCAACGCGUACCUGCCCCACUCUCUGGCAGCGAACAACGCAAGGCGAAAGUCUUUCUACUCUUUGGCGCGUUCGCACCGCUUGCUUCUUUCUCAGGUCGGCCCAGAGCUUCCUGGACCCCUCGUUGAGAUGGAGAACGAGGAGGGUCAUGAUUCUUCGGUUCCAGAUGCUAACAGCGCCGUCAGAGGAGGCAGGGGACAAGAGUCAGCCGGCCGCGAGCGCCACACCCUGCCUCCCGGCGGCCGCGGAUUCAAAUCUCGUCUGGAUGAGAUCGACGAUAGGAUACGAAGAAACGCGGACGUGCUGAGCUUGAUCGUGGAAGACUCGCGUGGAUUUUUGGACGACGCUCGUGCUGAUGGCGCAGAGACUGAUGCGAGCGCAGCUAGCGAGAAAAUUUCAGCCGCUUCCGCAGAAAAGUUGGCGCACGGUCAUGUUGAGCCGCAAGGCGAUGCUGCGCUCAAAGUUCAAACUGCCCAUGCGCCCGGGGCUGCCGUGCCUCGCGACAUUGUGAGGAGUGCGCCACAGAGUGAAAGAUCUUCUAGUGGCAAUCUUCGGCCUACAGAAGAACAAGCGUUGAAACGCCAAAGACGACGCACCCCUCUCGAUGCUCCCAGGCACACCAAUUUGAGCACGAGCACUGACAGUGCAUCUGGGCGCAGCAAUGUAGGAAGUGGGGAAGGCUCGUCCGGAUCCUCAGGGUCUCUCAGGGAUGAUCCUUCCGCGGCCCCUUUCUCCAGAGAGGGCGCGGAAAAGUCUCGACAGCGCCCUAGCAGCAGAGGAGCUUCCACUCGGACGUCCGAGCAUGAGAUUGACAAGAUCCGCAGCACCAUCAAGCAGCUUGUCAGGGAUUGGAGCGACGAAGGCGCGCAAGAGCGUGAAGCGGCCUAUGGACCCAUCCUAGACGCUCUCGACGCGCGCUUCGGAGAAGUGCCCAGUACGUCGCGUAAUCAGGUCAGGGUGCUGGUGCCAGGGGCAGGCUUGGGACGCUUGGCGUUCGAAAUUGCCUGGCAGGGCUACAGCUCUCAGGGAAACGAGUACUCGUUCUUCAUGCUCCUGGCGUCGCAUUGGAUACUGAACAAGUCGAGCGGCAGGCACGCUCAUACUGUCUACCCGUACGUGCACUCAUCAUCUAACUGGAGAAAGGCCUCGGACAUGCUUCAAGGGAUCAGAAUUCCGGAUGUCAACCCAACUGAUCUACCGCCUCAUGUGGACUUCAGUAUGGUUGCAGGCGAGUUCGUUGACGUGUAUUCCAAAGAGCAGGAAAUCGGUGGCUGGGAUGCAGUUGCGACCGUCUACUUUGUUGAUACCGCGCGGAAUAUUGUCAAGUAUCUUGAAGUCAUCAACCAUCUGCUCCCUGUCGGAGGAUUCUGGUGCAACGUCGGGCCGCUACUUUGGCACUUUGAAAAUAAUGGAGACCUUAGCAUCGAGUUGACCCUUGAGGAGAUGAUGGACCUCAUCCAGCUUAUGGGCUUUGAAAUAGAGGAGCAUCGGACCCUGGAGAGUCAACCUUACACGGGCAACGCCAGUGGCAUGUUGUCAUACGAGUACACCCCAGAGUUUUGGGUAGCGCGCAAAGUCAAAGAAGCACCUCCCGGAUCCGAGGUAGCCGGGGACAAGUCCGACGGAUUGAGGCGCACAUGAUGUUCGGAAUCUUGGUGAUUGGUGUUGGUACGCUUGAAUUGUUUAAUUGCAACGCAGUCACCGCAAACAAAGCGCAUGCAAUGGCGCACAGUCCUGCCCAUGAUGUUCUUGAAGCGCUUCGAUACUCGCAUCAGAAGCCAAGUGCCAGUCUCUGCCGAAAGGCCGGAGUGGUCUCGCGAACA
Messenger RNA from Ceraceosorus guamensis, 2817 nucleotides. Its product is annotated as N2227-domain-containing protein. Gene Ontology annotation, molecular function: S-adenosylmethionine-dependent methyltransferase activity. Lineage: Eukaryota; Fungi; Basidiomycota; Exobasidiomycetes; Ceraceosorales; Ceraceosoraceae. The transcript has 3 exons. The record is from RefSeq and is a predicted model, not a curated record. Bases 179 to 2635 code for a protein of 818 amino acids.